AUGGUGUCCAUGGCGUCCCGCACCGUCAUUCCCAUUGACAAGAACUGGCAGUUCAAACAGGCCGACAAGCAAGGUGGCGACGAGUACCGCGCCGUAUCUCAGUUCCCUACCAAUGUCCAUCUGGAUCUUAUGCACCAUGGCCUCAUCCCGGACCCGUUCAUCGGCAAGAACGAGAACAACGUCCAAUGGGUCGGCGAGGCGCAAUGGACAUACAGGACGACCUUUGCCAGUCCAGAGGUCAAGGCUGGCGCCAAAGCCGUUCUAGCAUUUGACGGACUCGACACCUUUGCUACUGUCACACUGAAUGGCAAGGUCAUCCUCGAGAUUGACAGCAUGUUUCUUCCCGAGCGCGUCGACGUCACAACGCACCUAUCUCAUAGCGGCGACAACGAGCUGGUCAUCACAUUUGAUAGCGCCUACCUGCGUGGCUGGAAACGCGUCGAGCAGUUCCCUGAGCACGUAUGGAGCUGCUGGAAUGGGGACAGCUCUCGUUUAGCAGUCAGAAAGGCUCAAUACCACUGGGGAUGGGACUGGGGCCCUGCUUUGAUCACCUGUGGCCCUUGGAGACCCGUAAACCUCGAAAUAUACGAGUCCAGGCUGACUGAUCUGUAUACGAAUAUCGACAUUGAUGACUGUCUUAAACGCGCCAAAGUCACUGCGCACGCAACAACAGAGGGGACCGGGGCAACGCAUGUCCGCGUUGAUGUGUCCCUCGACGGCAAGUAUGUGGCCUCUGAAACGAUCCCCGCCACCAGCACUGCUUCGGUCACUUUCCAUAUUGCAAACCCUGAGCUGUGGUAUCCUAUCAGAUAUGGCAAGCAGCCACUCUACACCAUCAAGGCAACGCUCCUUGCCGACGGCACUACCAUUGACACCAUCUCCAAAAAGAUUGGUCUGCGCCGCGCCCGUCUUGUCGAGCACGCGCUCGAAGACCAGCCGGGUACCAGUUUUUUCUUUGAAAUCAACAACAUUCCAAUUUUCUGCGGCGGCAGCAACUGGAUUCCUGCGGAUAACUUCAUUCCUCGCAUCUCGCCGAAAAGAUACCGCGACUGGGUCAAGCUGGUCGCUGAUGGCAACCAGUUCAUGAUCCGAGUUUGGGGCGGUGGGCUCUACGAGGAGGCGGAAUUCUAUGAAGCAUGCGAUGAGAUGGGCAUUCUUGUCUGGCAUGACUUUAUGUUUGGCUGCGGCAACUACCCUGUCUGGCCCGAGAUGCUGGAGUCCAUUGAUCGCGAAGCCAGGGUCAACGUCACUCGGCUGCGUCAUCACCCUUCCAUUGUGAUCUGGGCCGGCAACAAUGAAGACUACCAGCUUGCGGAGUCGGAACCACUCGGCUAUGAUCGCAAAGACAUGAAUGAGGCUAAUUGGCUGAAAUCCAAAUUCCCAGCCCGCUACAUUUACGAAAAGGUGCUCGCAGACGUAUGCAGAGACCUCAUUCCGGAUGUGCCAUACCACUACGGCAGCCCUUGGGGUGGCAAGGCCACCACUGACCCCACGAUCGGAGACAUUCACCAGUGGAAUGUGUGGCAUGGCUCGCAGGAGAAGUACCAAAAUUUUGACAAGUUGGUCGGUCGCUUUGUUUCAGAGUUUGGUAUGGAGGCAUUCCCAUCCGUCAAGACCAUCGACGCGUACUUACCCGAGGGCAAAAACGACCCUGAACGCUAUCCACAGUCCUCCACCGUUGACUUUCACAACAAGGCUGCCGGUCAUGAGCGCAGAUUAGCUCUCUACUUGGUAGAGAACAUGCGUUAUGGUCCUGAUCCCCUCGAACAAUACGUCUACUCCACCCAGCUGAUGCAGGCCGAAUGCCUUGCCUCGGCGUAUCGCCUGUGGAAGCGUGAGUGGAAGGGUCCCGGCCGAGAAUACUGCGGUGGCGCGCUGGUUUGGCAGAUCAACGACUGCUGGCCCGUCAGCUCGUGGGCCAUUUGCGAUUACUACCUUCGUCCCAAGCAUGCCUACUACACCGUCAAAAGAGAGAUGGCGUCCAUCUCAAUUGGCAUGACCAGAAGGGAACAUCAGUAUCCCAGAGACAAAUAUACAAGAGCGCAUAUCGACACUAAGACCAAGAUUGAGAUUUGGGGCUCCAACCUGAUGCUGGAGGAUCUGACCGUUGACUGCGUAGUCAAAGCGUGGGACGUCGAGACCGGUAAGGAGACCUUUUCUAAGAAUGUGGUAAAGUUCAUGGUGCUGCCCUCAAAUCGCUCAACGGAAAUCUACGCCAUGGAUGUUCCUGUCAGCGCCCCUGGCCUGGAGAGUCGCACCGUCGUAGCGGCGUAUCUCUUCCGGGACGGGAAGCAAAUUGCGCGAUACGUCAACUGGCCCGAACCUCUCAAGUACUUGCACCUCCAAAAGCCUCAGCACCUCACGGCGGAGCUCUCUUCGGACCUCAAGUCGGUCGCCGUCAAGGCCGAGGUUCCGGUUAAGGGCGUCGCGGUGGAAUGUGAGGAGGACGGCGUCACGUUUGAUGACAACCUGGUCGACAUUGUACCUGGCGAGGUCGUCCACAUCGGUGUCGGCGGUGCUUCGCAGAACACAGUCAUUGCUACACGUUACCUCAACAUGCUCAGCUAG
Molecule: messenger RNA, 2568 nt
Organism: Cordyceps fumosorosea ARSEF 2679
Lineage: Eukaryota; Fungi; Ascomycota; Sordariomycetes; Hypocreales; Cordycipitaceae
Product: beta-mannosidase
Exons: 2
Coding region: 1-2568 (855 amino acids)
Biological process (GO): glycoprotein catabolic process; carbohydrate metabolic process
Molecular function (GO): beta-mannosidase activity
Source: RefSeq, a predicted model, not a curated record